Molecule: messenger RNA, 1005 nt
Organism: Eruca vesicaria subsp. sativa (arugula)
Lineage: Eukaryota; Viridiplantae; Streptophyta; Magnoliopsida; Brassicales; Brassicaceae
Source: the annotation of a GenBank genome assembly
GGUCGUAAACACUUUGUUAACAAAAAAAAUACUUAUCUUUUAAGACAACGUUUAUCAAGUUAUCGACCAAGAAAAGGAAAAAAAAGGGGUGACCUGAGUUUUUUCAACACAACACAAGGAAUGGCCCGAUUUUUCAAAACUGUGACAUGUAUGUUUUUGGUUUUAGCUGCGGUUGUUUUCGCAGAGGACUAUGAUGUUGGUGAUGAUACCGAAUGGGCGAGACCUAGCGAUCCUAAGUUCUAUGAUACAUGGGCUGCCGGUAAAACGUUCCGUGUAGGCGACGAGCUUGAAUUUGAUUUCACCGCUGGGAGGCAUGAUGUGGCUAUUGUAACAAAAGAUGCAUAUGAGAAUUGCGUGAAAGAGAAACCUCUCAGCGCCAUGAUGACUCCUCCGGUCAAAAUUGUGCUAAACACAACAGGACCACAAUACUACAUCUGCACCUUCGGUGACCAUUGCCGCUUUGGUCAAAAACUUUCCAUCAACGUAGUUGGUGCUGGUGGUGCUACCACCCCAGCUGCUGGAGGAACCACUCCCACCACCCCAGGAGCCGGGACUACUACUACUACAACACCUAAGGCUGGAAGUGCCGCUUCCACAUUAGGUGGUGCCUCUAUUUUGGUGGCCUUUGUUUCUGCUUUUGUUGCUCUCUUUUGAGUUAGAUUCGAUCGAUCGGAGUACUGAGUAUGUGUUUGUUUUAGCUUGGUAUACGUACGUACGUAGUUUAACAAUCAUGCAUUUUCUUUAUGGGAAUAAAACUCGUCUUCAUUCAGGUCAUUGUAGAGACAUAUGAUAGCUAGGUUAUAUAAAUUUAAGAUUGAUUUUCGUUUUUCACAUCAUCGAUAUAUAUCUUAUUAUUUCAUGGAAAGAUGUGUCAUCUUCUUGAUCCAGGUUUUAACAACUUUGCCUUCUAAAUAUAUCAAUCACUCACGAAUCUGAAACAUUAACUGAUUGUGAACUCAAGUUUAUAAAUUUUAUUGAACAUAUAUACACGUUCGACUUUUUCAA